CGGAUUUCCAAUUUCACAUGCAAAAAGUCGUUCAAAUGCGAUGAACCUUAACGUGCUCGUCCGAUGUACAGUAAUUAAUAACUGAUGAGAGUGACUGGGACUGAUGAUGAACCUCACCUCACCUCACGUAAGGAGUGGCCGUCAGUUGCUGUUGCGGGGGUGUGGUGUGGCCGCCGAGCCGAAAGCGGCAGCAUUCGUCGUCUCCCAGAUGCGCAUGCGGCGGUAGCUAGCUUCCGUCACCGCUCCCCCAGUAGGCCAGUACCACCAAAUCUCUAGCGAGGCCGCCCGCAACCGUGUCCCGGGGUUGAGGAUCUGCGCGGGGCCGUCCUCGCGCGCGCCGCCGCAUCCCCGCCGUCCCACUCCGGCGAGGCUGGCUGCGUUCCGUCGUCGUCCCCCGCACCGCCGCUGACUCCUGGUAAAGCCGCCGCCCCCGCUCACCUAUCGCUCCUAGAAUCCUUCGUUCUCCGGUGGGGUUGCGACGCGACGCGUCUCGUCGCCUUUUUUUCCUUUUGUUCUUUUGCCGCCUCGCCAACAGAAGUUCGGGGAAUGAUCUGUCGUCUACCGUAAAACGGAAACCCUGUCGAUUGGUGGUUUCGUCAGUACGCAGAGUCCUCCUGUCCUGCGUCUCAAUCAGGCAGGCGGCCCUUCUGCGUCGGCGUUGUGCACGUUCGGCCGUGGCUGGCCGCCCGCCGCCUCUGCUGCUCUUGCAAGGCAGUAAGCAGUAGCAACAUUUUCCUGCUGCUGACGGAUGCGAUCACCUGUGCCACUGCCAUCGCAGGAACAGGAACCAGCUUCUUCGCCCCCACCAUCUCACGUCCAGCGUCGCGAACUCGCGAUGGCGGGCGCCGCCACUCCUCCUCCGUCGUCGUCGUCGUCGGCGUCGUGUGGCACGGACGCUGCCUACCUGCUGUUCCGCGGGGAGACGCUGCUCCCCGACGGCGUCCACGCCUCCCUCUACGCCGUCGCUCUCGCGUACUGCUUCGUGGGGCUGUCCGCGGUCACGGCCCGCUUCUUCAAAUCCAUGGAGCAGAUCAUGAGGCACUCCCGGGAGGUGGUGGUCGGCGUGGACCCGCGCACCGGGGCGCCCGUCGUGAGGCGCGACAAGGUGUGGAACUACACCGUCGCGGACAUUGCUCUCCUCGCCUUCGGCACCAGCUUCCCUCAGAUCUCCCUCGCCACCAUCGACGCCAUCCGUAACCUCGGUCAACUCACAGCAGGAGGUCUAGGUCCAGGCACACUUGUCGGCUCUGCGGCGUUUGAUCUGUUUCCGAUCCACGCUGUCUGUGUGCUUAUGCCAAGGGCGGGAUCAAAGAAGAAGAUCUCGGACCUGGGCGUUUGGUUAGUCGAGCUCUUCUGGUCUUUCUGGGCAUAUAUCUGGCUCUAUGUCAUCUUAGAGGUGUGGACGCCUAGAGUGAUCACCCUCUGGGAGGCAUCGCUGACAGUCCUGCAGUAUGGGCUGCUUCUACUCCAUGCGUAUGCGCAGGAUAAACGAUGUCCAUUUGUGUCGAUCCCGUUUGCGAGAGGUGAGAGGCCUGAAGAUUGGGUUCCACCAGAAGAUGUUUCUGCUGUUUAUUACGCCAAAUGUGAUGGCAUUGACGAGACACUCCCUAUGGGUGCUGACGGGAACGAUGGGAUUGUAGACAUCUUCUCUGCACAUUCCUACUACGAUGCAGCAGAGUACAGUCAACUUGCAGAAGAGGAUAUGGAAGGAUCGUCAACAAUGGAUCAAGUUGUAAAGAACACACAAGAUAACAUGUCCUGGCUUUCUAUUUGGUGGCAACAAUUUGUUGAUGCUUCAAUGUUGGAGAGCCCUGAGUCAAUGAAGAUGGAUUCUGUCUGCCUGAGGUACACCAGAAUAUUUUGGAACUUGAUCAUUGCGCCUUGGAAGUUUUUGUUUGCUUUUGUGCCCCCAUACCACAUUGCACAUGGCUGGAUUGCUUUUAUAUGCUCACUGAUCUUCAUAAGUGGUAUUGCUUAUGGUGUUACUAAGCUUACAGAUCAGAUAAGCUGCGUCACAGGAGUAAGUCCAUAUGUUAUUGCAUUCACAGCACUGGCCGCUGGAACCUCAUGGCCAGAUCUAGUUGCUAGCAAGAUAGCUGCUGAGCGUCAAGUCACCGCGGACUCUGCAAUAGCCAACAUCACUUGCAGUAACUCGGUGAACAUAUAUGUUGGCAUUGGUGUUCCAUGGUUGAUUGAUACAGUGUACAACUUCUUCGUUUACCGGGAACCAUUGUACAUAGAUAAUGCUGCCGGUCUCAGCUUCUCCCUUCUAGUCUUCUUCGCGACAUCAUUUGGAUGCAUAACGGUUUUGGUUCUGCGUCGUAUUAUACUCGGUGCUGAGCUUGGAGGCCCUAGGCUAUGGGCUUGGGUUACAUCAGUCUACUUCAUGAUCCUUUGGGUUGUUUUUGUUGUGUUUUCCUCUUUAAGAGUAUCUGGAGUAAUAUAGACAGGAAUUAAAAAAAAAAGGUAGUGGGGGCUUCGAUUUUCCAUAAAUUUUGUUGCAAUUGGUUUUCAUAUCCACAAAGAAAACAACUAUUGCGGGUGAAAAUUAGGGUCUGUGAAUUAGGGAUUAUAGAUACAAGUGCUUGUUCUAUAUAAUGAUUACUGAUGAAGCCAACAAUAUAUUGUGUAGUAUAAUUGAAGUUAUUGUAUCAGAAAGAAGGGAGAACAGUUGGAUAGCUCUUAAAUUUUUUAUUCAAUCAGAGUGUUGCAUUAUCAAUCAUACAUGUAAAUAUCGAGGCUUAUGUUUUGCUA
This is a messenger RNA of Zea mays, 2754 nucleotides long. Its product is annotated as Magnesium/proton exchanger. Gene Ontology annotation, biological process: transmembrane transport; metal ion transport. The record is from RefSeq and is a predicted model, not a curated record. Gene Ontology annotation, cellular component: membrane. The transcript is spliced from 8 exons. Lineage: Eukaryota; Viridiplantae; Streptophyta; Magnoliopsida; Poales; Poaceae. The coding region runs from base 749 to 2446 and encodes 565 amino acids.